This is a messenger RNA of Miscanthus lutarioriparius, 561 nucleotides long. The record is from the annotation of a GenBank genome assembly. NCBI's taxonomy places the organism in Eukaryota, Viridiplantae, Streptophyta, Magnoliopsida, Poales, Poaceae.
AUGUCCACCGCUGACGACGCGGCGAGCCCAGCCCUGGCGCCGGACGGGGACGCGCCGGCGGGCGAGGGCCUGGCCCUGGCCCAGUUCGCCGCGGGCUGCUUCUGGAGCGUGGAGCUGGUGUACCAGCGCCUCCCCGGCGUGGCGCGCACGGAGGUCGGGUACUCGCAGGGCCACCGCCACGCCCCCACCUACCGCGACGUGUGCGGCGGCGGCACGGGCCACGCUGAGGUGGUGCGCGUGCACUACGAUCCCAACGCCUGCCCCUACGACGUCCUCCUCGACGUCUUCUGGGCCAAGCACAACCCCACCACGCUCAACAGACAGGGCAACGACGUCGGGACGCAGUACCGGUCGGGCAUCUACUACUACACGCCGGAGCAGGAGAAGCUGGCGCGGGAGUCGCUGGCGGCGAAGCAGAAGGAGUGGAAGGACACCAUCGUCACCGAGGUCCUGCCGGCGCGGCGCUUCUACCCCGCCGAGGAGUACCACCAGCAGUACCUCGAGAAGGGCGGCCAGUCCGCCAAGAAGAGCUGCAGCGAUCCCAUCCGCUGCUACGGCUGA